AUGUCGAGCAUACAGGUCUUCCUGCUCAUCUCGCUGGUCAUCCUUGUCGCUCUCCUCCUCAUUCUCAUCCCGAUAGCAGCACUAUCACUCACCUCCGACAACUCUCGCCACCCCCUUCGGCGCUCCCGCAUCUCUUUCACAGAAAUCCGCAACGUCAUAUCCCGAAUCCCUUUAGCACUACGCGAAUUUUUCACUGUUCCGGCGUCGGCAUCCCAUCGUGGGUAUUCGGCUGCGGGAGGACGUGGAUAUGCCGACGCCGAUGGAGGGGAUGAGUGGAUGGAGAUGCAUGCGCGAGCUGGAGAUGUGGGGGAGUUCCCGCCUGCAGCGAUCAGGAACGAAUGGGAGAGGGAUACGCUGGGCGAACUAUCUGGAAAUGCAAAGAGCCAAAAAAACGAGUUCCGCUCCACGCUUCCCCGUUGUCUCACGCUCCGUGAAAUCAAAUUGGAGGUGCCGAUCAGAUAUGCCUCUGGCGAUCCUGUCGAAUCAUGGCUGAACAAGCGUCUUUGCCCCGGUCCAUCUCCGGAUGUCCUCAUCCUUCGAACUAUGAGCGAUGAACGGAACGACAUCACGGCACGACACCACGCAGGCCGGCAUUCCCUUGUAGGGAUGGGAGGGUCAGGACGGAAUAGGAGGUUGUUGGUGGUCCUGAGCCAUCUCGAGGGGCGAGAAGGCCUGGCAGGCCUGGCAUAG
Fimicolochytrium jonesii is the source of this 690-nucleotide messenger RNA. RefSeq lists its product as uncharacterized. The record is from RefSeq and is a predicted model, not a curated record. NCBI's taxonomy places the organism in Eukaryota, Fungi, Chytridiomycota, Chytridiomycetes, Spizellomycetales, Powellomycetaceae. The coding region runs from base 1 to 690 and encodes 229 amino acids. The transcript is spliced from 3 exons.